This is a messenger RNA of Drosophila navojoa, 976 nucleotides long. RefSeq names its product ubiquitin carboxyl-terminal hydrolase CYLD (gene CYLD). Gene Ontology annotation, biological process: protein deubiquitination. NCBI's taxonomy places the organism in Eukaryota, Metazoa, Arthropoda, Insecta, Diptera, Drosophilidae. Gene Ontology annotation, molecular function: cysteine-type deubiquitinase activity. The record is from RefSeq and is a predicted model, not a curated record.
UAUUCAAUGUUAAUUAUUGUAGUAGCUGAAUUAGAUGGAAACUAAUUUAAAAUAUUUUAAAUACGCGCUCGCUAAUCGACAGAUAGAGCUAACCAAGUCUGGAAUUAUAUCUUUAUCCGAUAAUGGUGAAAGUAAACCCUCUACGUAUCUCGAGAAACAAAUGGUCUUCCCUGGAUCAUUAUUAAAUAUUAUUGGAACUUCUGAUGGUAAAGAAAGUGACGAAUGUAUUGUUCAAAUUUUAAACUUCGAUGCUGUUACAAAUAACCAAUUUUACGAAAUCAAAACAAGCUUCUUGGUUAAAGUAGCUGAGGAAAUUUGGCCAUUUGUUAUUAGCAUUGACAGUCUGGAAAGUCGAUUACGUUUAGUUAACAAUAACGAACAAUGUAUUUGGUUAAUUAACUUAAAAGUUAAUGACGUUGUGUGUGUGCGUGGAGAAUUGUUUAAAAAUGGAAACGCGAAUUUUGAUUGUAUUAUCCGUUACAUUGGUCCAGUGCAAGAACUAAAUUCUGUAGGAUAUUAUUUUGGAUUGGAAAUUUUGCAUCUAAAUAACGGCUACUCACCUCAAGCCAAGGAAAUUCAGUUCGCUACAAGGUACAUGCAGUGUGAACCUAACUUAGCAAUAUUUACGACUGCUAAUUGGAUAGCUCCUGUAUCAAGUGAAUCAAAACAUAAACUAUCUGCCAGACAAUUGAUCAACGAAACUAUUGAUCGUGUGUACACAGCUAUUGUGCCAUCAACAUUAAAUGGACAGCGAAGUGAUCACAAGUCCAAGAAACGACAGCCUACAGCUUAUUUUUAUGAUUCAUUGAUAGAAACAGACGCUAAUCGAAACACAGAUAAAUACGAUUCCGAAAUCAUGACUGAGUCUAUCAAAGGAGAUGAUUCCACAUCUUUAAAAGGGAUAAAUAAAUAUAAUAAGGAUAAAUUAUAUUCAACUAACAUUCCUUUACCUAUAGAACGUAGAGGAUCAAGUCUA